UUUUUUCUUUAAACUUCCGUCAACAAAGUUUUCUAUUGUGCCUUUUUUUUUAAAGGUUAAGCAAUUUCUAUACCUCUAACUUUUCUUAAUGAUCAUUAAUGGUGAAAAAUGGGCCUGUGAAACAUGCAUUAAGGGCCAUCGAGCGACACAGUGCUCACAUACUGAACGACAAUUACUUCCUAUAAAAAAAAAAGGGAGGCCUUCGACACAAUGCGACAAAUGUAAGCAGUUACGAAUAUCCAGGCGGCUGCACGUUAAAUGUAAUUGCAAAGACAAAAGCGUAUGAAACAAAAGCAAAAAGAAGGAAAACAAUUGAAACAACAACAUUAAGGCCUAUCGCACCAAAAAUAGGAUCUCCCAUCGACGACAAUAACGGGAGCAAA
Molecule: messenger RNA, 383 nt
Organism: Mycotypha africana
Lineage: Eukaryota; Fungi; Mucoromycota; Mucoromycetes; Mucorales; Mycotyphaceae
Product: copper fist DNA binding domain-containing protein
Exons: 6
Coding region: 89-286 (65 amino acids)
Biological process (GO): intracellular iron ion homeostasis; intracellular copper ion homeostasis; positive regulation of transcription by RNA polymerase II
Cellular component (GO): nucleus
Molecular function (GO): RNA polymerase II cis-regulatory region sequence-specific DNA binding; DNA-binding transcription factor activity, RNA polymerase II-specific; copper ion binding
Source: RefSeq, a predicted model, not a curated record